Messenger RNA from Triplophysa rosa, 5654 nucleotides. It is a transcript of the gene zswim6, whose product is annotated as zinc finger, SWIM-type containing 6. The coding region runs from base 112 to 3519 and encodes 1135 amino acids. NCBI's taxonomy places the organism in Eukaryota, Metazoa, Chordata, Actinopteri, Cypriniformes, Nemacheilidae. The record is from RefSeq and is a predicted model, not a curated record. The transcript is spliced from 14 exons. Gene Ontology annotation, cellular component: Cul2-RING ubiquitin ligase complex.
CCGGGCUGCCCUUACACGGCGAACAAUCGAUGCUCGUCGCAACCUUUUCCCUUCCUUAUCCCGUUUAUAUACUACGGCGACUUCCGCCCUUGCCGUUAAAGCAGUGCGAUCAUGGCGGAGCGCGUUCAGCAGCCCCCAGCUAAACGGCUCUGCUGCCGACCCGGGUACAGCACGACAUGUAGACAGGGGCAGCGAUCCGGUGGAACAGUAUGCGGCGGUUCGGGUUCUGGCCAGGGGGGAUCCAGCAAAACCCAGAGCCCCGAAUCGCUCCUGGACAUUGCGGCGCGGAAAGUAGCGGAGAAGUGGCCGUUUCAACGGGUGGAGGAGCGUUUCGAGCGCAUCCCGGAGCCCGUUCAGCGGCGGAUCGUGUACUGGUCUUUCCCGAGGAGCGAACGGGAGAUCUGCAUGUAUUCCUCGUUCAACACCGGCGGGGAGGAGAGCGCGUCUAGCGGGGAAAGCGGCGACGAGACGCGGUUACCUUUCCGACGCGGCAUCGCGUUGCUGGAGAGCGGAUGCGUGGACAACGUAUUACAAGUCGGUUUUCAUCUCAGCGGUACAGUAACAGAACCGGCCACACCGUCAGAACCCGAGAUGGUGUGCAGCGUAGCCAUCAGCUUCGACCGCUGCAAGAUCACGUCUGUAACGUGCGGCUGCGGAAACAAGGACAUCUUCUACUGCGCUCACGUGGUGGCGCUGUCGCUGUACCGCGUACGGCGGCCCGAGCAGGUCAAACUUCACCUGCCCAUCUCAGAGACUCUUUUCCAAAUGAACAGGGACCAGUUGCAAAAGUUUGUGCAGUAUCUCAUCACCGUCCACCACACGGAAGUUCUUCCCACCGCCCAGAAGCUGGCCGACGAGAUCCUGUCCCAGAACUCCGAGAUCAACCAAGUGCACGGGGCUCCGGACCCCACGGCAGGAGCCAGCGUGGACGAUGAGAACUGCUGGCAUUUGGAUGAAGAGCAGGUCCAGGAACAGGUGAAGCUCUUCCUGUCUCAGGGCGGAUACCACGGCUCGGGCAAACAGCUCAAUCUCCUGUUCUCAAAGGUACGGGAGAUGCUGAAGAUGCGGGACUCUAACGGCGCUCGCAUGUUAACGCUCAUCACGGAGCAGUUCAUGGCCGACCCGCGGCUGGCGCUGUGGCGACAGCAGGGAACCACCAUGACGGACAAAUACCGUCAGCUCUGGGAUGAGUUAGGUGCCUUGUGGAUGUGCAUCGUGCUAAACCCCCACUGUAAGCCCGAACAGAAGGCCGCUUGGCUCCGACAGCUGAAGAAGUGGAACAGUGUGGACGUGUGCCCCUUGGAGGACGGUAACCACGGCAACGAGCUGCCCAAUUUAACCAAUGCCUUGCCUCAGGGUGCGCACGGCAACCAAGAUUUGGGCGCCAGGCCCCACCGGACGGUUUUCACGCGAGCCAUCGAGGCGUGCGAUCUCCACUGGCAAGACAGCCACUUGCAGCACAUUAUCAACGACGACCUCUACACCAACUACUGUUACCAUGACAACACUGAAAAUUCACUCUUUGACUCUCGCGGCUGGCCUCUGUGGCACGAACACGUCCCCACGGCCUGCGCCAGGGUGGAUGCACUGAGAUCUCACGGUUACCCACGGGAGGCGCUGCGAUUGGCCAUCGCCAUUGUCAACACCCUGCGGAGACAGCAGCAGAAACAGCUGGAACUCUUUCGAAACCACAAGAAGGACCUGCUUCAUAAAGGAGUGACGUCCAUCACUAAUUUGGAAGGAUGGGUCGGUCACCCUCUGGACCCCAUCGGGACUCUCUUCAGCACGCUGAUGGAGACCGGCCGCGGAGAUGAAGACGGAUCGCAUGGAGGGUUCCUGGACUUCUCAGCCGUCUCCAUGAGCUCCAGCAAACACAGCGAGCUGCACUUGUUUCCGUCCACGCGCCGCUUUCUGGAAGAGGGCGAGUCGUAUCUGGCCCUGGCGGUGGAGACGGCGCUGAUGGGAUUGGGUCAGCAGAGGAUCAUGCCCGACGGACUGUACGCCCAGGAGAAGGUGUGCCGCAACGAGGAGCACCUGAUCGCCAAGCUGCAAGAGGUGGACUUGGACGACACCCUGGUCAAGAUCUUCCGCAAGCAAGCUGUCUUCCUGUUAGAGGGUGGGCCGUACAGCGGUCUCGGGGAGCUCAUCUACAGAGAGAGCGUUCCCAUGCACACAUUCGCCAAGUAUCUCUUCACAUGCCUCCUACCUCACGAUGCCGAACUGGCGUACAAAAUUGCACUGAGAGCAAUGCGGUUACCAGUGUUGGAAUCCACAGCUCCUUCUGGCGACAUGUCUCGCCCUCACCACAUAGUGUCAGUCGUCCCGAAUCGCUACCCGCGAUGGUUCACCCUCAGCCACAUCGAGUCUCAGCAGUGCGAGCUGGCCUCCACCAUGCUCACUGCCGCCAAAGGUGAUGCACGAAGGUUAGAGACAGUAUUAGAGUCCAUACAGAAGAACAUUCAUUCGUCCUCUCAUAUCUUCAAACUGGCGCAGGAUGCCUUUAAGAUAGCAACGCUCAUGGACAGUUUACCGGACAUCACUCUGCUGAAGGUCUCUCUGGAGCUGGGUCUUCAGGUAAUGCGGAUGACUCUGUCGACGUUAAACUGGCGACGGCGAGAGAUGGUUCGAUGGUUAGUCACGUGUGCCACAGAAGUCGGGGUCUACGCCCUGGACAGCAUCAUGCAGAGCUGGUUCACGCUUUUCACGCCCACGGAGGCCACCAGCAUCGUGGCCACCACCGUCAUGUCCAACAGCACCAUCGUACGGCUCCACCUGGACUGCCACCAGCAGGAGAACCUGGCCAGCAGCGCGCGGACGUUGGCCCUGCAGUGCGCCAUGAAGGACCCCCAGAACUGCGCACUGUCGGCCCUCACACUCUGUGAGAAGGACCACAUCGCCUUCGAGACGGCCUACCAGAUCGUGCUGGACGCCGCCACCACGGGCAUGAGCUACACGCAGCUCUUCACCAUCGCGCGGUACAUGGAACACCGCGGGUACCCCAUGCGGGCGUACAAACUGGCGACACUCGCCAUGGCCCACUUGAACCUGAGCUACAACCAGGACACGCACCCGGCCAUCAACGACGUGCUGUGGGCGUGCGCGCUCAGCCACUCGCUGGGUAAAAAUGAGCUGGCCGCCAUCAUCCCCUUAGUCGUGAAGAGCGUCAAGUGCGCCACCGUGCUGUCGGACAUUUUGCGGCGCUGCACGCUGACCACGCCCGGCAUGGUGGCGCUGCACAGUCGCAGGAACUCUGGGAAGUUGAUGUCAUUAGACAAGGCCCCGCUAAGACAGCUCUUGGACGCCACGAUCGGGGCCUACAUCAACACGACGCACUCGCGGCUGACGCACAUCAGCCCGCGGCACUACAGCGAGUUCAUCGAGUUCCUCAGCAAAGCCAGAGAGACUUUUCUCAUGGCGCACGACGGACACAUUCAGUUCACGCAAUUCAUAGACAACCUGAAACAGAUAUACAAAGGCAAAAAGAAACUCAUGAUGCUGGUCCGAGAGAGGUUCGGCUAGCGUUUGAUAUGGUGUCUCAGUUCAAAACGACGAGAAAGACGUGGAAACAAUUGGAACCACCGCACCGGUAUUAUGUGUAUAGACUUCACGCAAAAAAAAAAACAUGAAAAAAUGAAAAAAAUGGAACGUUGUCAUGUCUGUGGAAGUUUGUGUGUGUGUCCCUUUUAUUUGAAUGAGAGCGUGCGAAAGAGUGGAACGGUCAUUUUGGUUUACACACUGAGUAUAUGUUGUCCAGUGGCGAAGGUCCACACAGCACUCCAAUUCUCUCGGUUAAACAUUCACAGCCUCAAAGUGAAGAAAUAUGGCUUUAAACCAAACAACACCUCCAUCCUAAGUGACGAGUACCUCAUAUGGCUUCAGCUUUACUCCUCUCUGAACCAGUGUACUAAAACAAGUGUUAGAAAACCAUGGCAAAAAGUUAGGGACACUUCUCCCGUUCCUUUGAGUUUUCAGUUUAGCAGGCUAAUCGCGCGGCUUUGCAGUGCUGUUUCGUCCGAAAGCAUGUCACACACACACACACACACACACAUACGCUUCAAACCCAUUGUGCUUGAGCUUGUGGAAACUUAGCGACUGUCGACAUACAUUCUCAGGGAUUUCUAUUUGAAAACGAGAAAACAAAAAACGGAAAAAGACACAAAAUGGUCAUGAACACAAGAGUGAGAGCAUUUUAUUGUACUGUAUAUAUGAUAGUAUAUGUCUGAAUAUGGAAAAAAUGUAUACGUUAACUAAUUUAUAAAAAGAAUAUUCUAUGUAAUGCAAAAUACUUGAAGCUGCAGUACCUUGGUUUUCAAACGAAACAUAUCAGAGGGACUAAACGCGGGCCUCGGGCUCUGUUCGGAAUCUGCGCCGCUUACUGCGCAGUAUAUACUGUCGACUUUUCCCUUCAUUUUUCUUCUUUAUUUUAUUGAGCAGUAGGCAUUACAUCACCAGAGACAUUUCAGACAUUUCUGUCACGUGACCCCAUGCUGUCAUCUUUGAAAAAUACGCUAUUGUAUUUGAAAAAAAAUUACGUUACGAAAAAUGGCUAAUACGCUAUUUUUCAAAUCCACCGUCAUUCUAUGCAUACAGAUGAUUUGUGUACAGUAUACGCACUAUAGUACAGUAGCGUGCUAUUCCGAACACAGCCAGCGCUGUCGGGGCUGGAAUCGGGCAGUGAAUCUGUGUGCUGGGUAUCUGUGCAGCGCCACCUACUGCGCUCGAUCGGGACGGUCUGCGAAAUUCAGCGCAGACCCGAUCCGUACGGGACGGCGGUGGUUCGGACGGACGCCCAGCGAAGCAGCGAGCCUUAGCAUUAAGAAUUGGGAAUGCAAGAAACGCAGGCCAACGUGCCUCAAAAACGCCUAGAAAUGUAGACUCAACAGUAUGGAUGUUAACGCAGACACGCAGAGCGAUUGGCCUGGUCAUGCUCUUGUUUCUUUCCACAAUAAUCGAGAGGCACCACGACGCUUCAUUUUUAUGCACAAUAACAUGUACAUGCCUAUCUGCUGACAUCUUAACUUUGUGCAGGACAGAAAGUUGCUGUGCAGGUCUGACUGUUCAAACGUUUUUUAAUCCCUUUUUCCUUGUUGUUUUAUUUUUUCCGUCGUGUCGUUCCCGUAGGGUUUCGAAGCGAAAACGGCCUUCUUUCUUGCCUUGUCUUAACGCUUUAAAAUAACCAAACUGGAGUUCUAACUACCAAACUUGUUCAUUAAAAUGAAAGCCAACCGACUUGGGUUACAACUUCACUGUCUUUAAUUUUAGCUAAACGCUUCUGUGCUUUAAAAAGCAGGUUUCCUACGUUGUUUUUUUGUUUUGUUUUGGUGCAGAAACGUUGAUGAGUGUCCCCUUCUUAUAGAGGUAUUUCUGUAGCUCUUUUUCUUUUCGUUCGUUUAGGAACUGAAAUAUAAUUUUCUUCUUUUUAUUUAUUAUGAAAGGUUCAACGAUUGUACUUCACCCGUGUCAACAUGCUCAUGAAGUUGAAUUUAAGAUUUGAUACACCGAUAUCAAUUUAUUUAUGUAACUAAAUCACUGUUUUAUAAACUUGUUAAUGAUUCAACAUUUUUGUUUUAAUUAAAAUUAGUUUUUUGAGAGGAAGAAACUCAUUGCGUUGUUUGUGCGCACAACACGAUGCCUCGUACAUUUGACUACAUUUG